This is a messenger RNA of Branchiostoma belcheri (Belcher's lancelet), 2870 nucleotides long. RefSeq lists its product as uncharacterized. Gene Ontology annotation, molecular function: protein binding; metalloendopeptidase activity. The record is from RefSeq and is a predicted model, not a curated record. The transcript has 10 exons. Gene Ontology annotation, biological process: extracellular matrix organization. Gene Ontology annotation, cellular component: extracellular matrix. Lineage: Eukaryota; Metazoa; Chordata; Leptocardii; Amphioxiformes; Branchiostomatidae. Bases 94 to 2271 code for a protein of 725 amino acids.
GGUUCUGAAGCAUCGCCAUGUGAAGGAGAGGGAAGAGAAUACAGAGUCUGCAACAGCAGGGAUUGCGGCCCAGGCGCCGUGGACUACCGCGCGAUGCAGUGUUCCCUGCACAACAACAGACGCUUCCUGGGGCGGCUCAUCUACAGAUGGGAGCCGCAUUACGUUCCAGGCGGAAACCCAUGCGAACUGAACUGCAUGGCGACCAGGUACAACUUCUACUUCGGCUUCGGGAAGGUGCUGGACGGGACGAGGUGCUACGCCGAUCCGCAGAAGAAGAACAUGUGCAUUGCAGGGAAAUGCCUGAAAGUGGGAUGUGACGGUAUCCUGGGCUCGGAGCGGGAGGAGGACGCCUGCCGGGUGUGUGGCGGGAACAACGCCACGUGUGUCAACGUCAGGAAGGCCUACAUGACGUCAUUCCCAUCCAGCGGAUCUUUUGGUUACAACGAGGUGGCCAUGAUCCCAGCCGGAGCCAUGCACCUCAAAGUGGAAGACACGAGUAGAAACUAUCUAGCUCUGAUGCGGCAGGACGAAACGUCAUACGUCAUCAACGGCAACUGGAUCAUUGAUUGGCCAGGAGUCUAUGACGUCAGGGGCAUGCCGAUACGAUACGAGCGACAGGCCGAAAACGAGGUCAUCAACUCGGUUGGUCCAAUCCCGGAGGACCUGCAUCUCAUGGUUCUAUUCCGCGAGACCAACCCAGGGAUCCACUACGAGUUUUGGCUACCCCUGGACAAAUACAACUCCAUGAUCCGCCAGCACGGGCAGACGUACAUCGGCGGGGGCGGACAUGUGGAGGUGGCGUACCCUCGCCAACAUUUCCCUCCCCUUCCCCCCACCACUACCCCUGCCCCCACAACCACCACAACAACCACUACGUCAGCACCAAGGACGGCUAGACCGUUCCGGCCAGGCAGGGGGAACACCGGGUACUGGGUGUGGGUGCCAGCUCCUAACACCGGCGGGUCGAACCGCAACAGAGACGGCUACUGGGUGCGGAGAACCACGGGAAGCAGCUCAGUGUCGAACUCGAAUAAUGGAAACAGGUUCGGGUCGAACUCGAACAAUGGAAACAGGUUCGGAUCGAAUUCGAACAGUGGAAACCGGUUCGGAUCGAGCUUGAACAAUGGAAACAGGUUCGGAUCGAACUCGAAUAAUGGAAACAGGUUCGGAUUCAGAGGAAAUCGCCACAGUUCUGGGGGGACAAACAGUUUCCAAGUUCCCGGCAGAGGAGUGCAUACCGGGAUAAUUUCUGGAGGAUCGCGUGGAUCUGUUGAGACGAACCGAUAUUUCCCAGGAAGACCCUCCUAUCCGCGGACCCCCAGCGUGACGAGAGUGGACAGUGGCUCUAAAAGUAAUUCUCAAACUUCUUCAAGAACCACGGGGACCAGGCAUCACCACCAAAGAGUCAAUGUGACUCCAUCGAGAGAAAUUUCUAGGGAGCACCCCUCACAGCAGCAUGGACAUAGCAAUGUACAUAGUAGACCAUCGACGUCCUCUCAUGGUGGCUCGGUCAAUCAAAACGCCGGGAGACCAAACGUGCCGGCUCCUGAUAGGUCGGCAGUCAUCGGCUACACGAAGGCGCGAACAAUUCCGAACAUCAACCGACAGUCCUCUCGGGAGGAGUCGUCGUCGGCAGAAAACCAGCCCCUGUCCGGUCGCCACGUUCCCGCCAGAAGGCCGUCCUCCUCUGGAGAAACUAUAUACGACAGGAGAUACCGACCUACAGAGGAGGAGUCAAGUAACGAGAUCAGCCCAGCGAGGGAAGCGGGGACGCCUGGCCGGACUGACAACGUCAUCCCCCCGCCGCCCGAGCCAGUGCCACCGCCUCCUGUGUACGGGCCCGGAGCAGGGGCUGUAGCGGUCAGACCCACACCAAAGCCGACAAAGUAUGACAGUGUCGGCUGCCUUGCCUGCAGAAAAAUCAAGGGACGGUUCAAGAAUUUCUGCAGAAGUGAUUUCGUGGUCCGUCUUUUGGUGAUGUCAUCCAGAUCGUACGCCGACUCCAUCCGGUAUGACGUCAAGAUCCUCUACUCCUUCAAGAACACGUUCCCGCUGAUCUCGCGAGAGUUCGUGUGGGUGGACGGGGUGUGCCCGUGUCCCAAGCUGGUGCCGCGGCGGGAGUAUGUCGUCAUGGGUUCCCGCAGCGUCAUGCAGCAGCGCGGCGAGGCCAGGCUGGUGAUUGGUCCGCACAGCUGGGUGCGGCCGUGGCGGGAAUCUCUGUUCGGCAUCAUGGAACAGUUCAGGAGGAAACCGUGCCAAGCUCGGACUUGAAAUAAAAAAAAAGAACGACAACAAGAGCAACAACAACAGCAACAACAAUAACUGCAUUUGUCGGGUUCCGGAAACCUUUGUUGUAAAUAUUAUUUGUUGGAGACUCCGACCUCACAUAGGUAAUAAUUUGUAUUUUGACGAUAUAAAUCAAACAAUUGAAUACUGGCAACCUUUGAUGAAAUGUAAAAAAACAUAGCCGAAGAGUUAAGCGUACAAGAAUUUGUCGAUCAACUGUUUAACCUGAGAUUUCCACUAUUUUAGAGACUCAGACAUGAAAUAUAGAUUCCACCGAAGAUGUAUAAAUCAGCCCAACAUUUUAUAGCCAUUUAUAUCUACCCAAACCCACCAACAUCUACCUUAAACCAAGGCAGCUUCAAACGACAGAUAGAUUUCAUCAACACUUACCAUACUAAAUAGCUGUACAGAAUGUUUACUAACGCUCAAAUGUUUAACAACUGGUACGUUCCAGGUUGAGGUGUUGUAUAGUAAUCUCUGCACCGAGACGUCAACAGAAGAUGUUGAAAUAAUAUGUAAGUAAUGUAUAUAGCGGGUACGUACUGCCAUAACCUUGCCACGUCAAACACUAGUCUUUAUGAGAA